This is a messenger RNA of Vitis riparia (riverbank grape), 958 nucleotides long. RefSeq names its product BURP domain protein RD22-like. The record is from RefSeq and is a predicted model, not a curated record. The transcript has 2 exons. The coding region runs from base 1 to 846 and encodes 281 amino acids. Lineage: Eukaryota; Viridiplantae; Streptophyta; Magnoliopsida; Vitales; Vitaceae.
AUGGCCCAGCAUGGUUUUUGGCCAAAAGUUUUUAUACAAUGGGGUCCUCAUGCUUACAAAAUGAGGGGGCAACUUGAACCGUUUGGUUCGUUUAGAAUUGUUCGGUUCCACUGGUUCACCGGUCCGACCGUCGGUUCAAUGCUUAAACAGUUUAAUAGGGUAAACCGGUUGACGGUUAAACUGGUUGGACCGACUGAUCCACGGUACUUCAUGGGUAACUUCUUCUUGCAAACAGAUCUGCACCCAGGCACAAAAAUGAUGCUGCAGUUGCCACAAACUACAAAUGAAGCUAUGUUCUUGCCUCGUCAAGUUGCUGACUCCAUACCCUUUUCAUCUAAGAAGCUACCCGAAAUUUUGAACCGGCUUUUAGUGAAGGAAAAAUCUGCAGAAGCUGAGCUAAUGAAGAAGGAGAUAGAAGAGUGUGAGGAGGCUACCAUGGAUGGAGAAUCUAGGUUCUGUGCAACAUCAUUAGAGUCCCUAAUCGAUUUCAGGACCUCAAAGCUCGGAAGAAAUGUGAAUGUGCUGACGAAUGAGGUGAAAACGGGAAGCCAAGAGUAUGAAUUUGGAGUGGGAAUGAAGAAGAUUGCAGACAAAUCAGUGGUGUGCCAUAAGAUGAACUACCCAUAUGCUGUUUUCUAUUUCCAUACCUUCUCUAAGACACGGACUUACAUGAUUCCAUUGGUGGGUGCUGAUGGAAGCAAAUCUAAAGCCAUGGCAGCUUGUCACAGUGAUACAUCAGCUUGGCACCCACAGCACGUGGCCUUCCAAGUGCUCAAAAUUAAGCCAGGAACGGUCCCAGUCUGCCAUUUCCUUCACAACAAUGCCAUGGUCUGGAUUCCAAAGUAAGAAUCAGCCUCAAGCCUCAAGCCCAGUUGCACUAUCAGUUCCAUCUUAAAGCUGUUUGUAGUAUGAAUGGUUAGAAUAAAUGCAAGUUCGAGGAUUAACGUGUGUAGUGUGC